UUGCUGACGCUCGAAGCAAGCAAAGGUAUUCCCGGAGCAGAAAGUUCGAUAUCGGCGAUCGAUGAACCGGAAAGUCCUAGCUUUGGAGCAACUAUUUGGUCUUGGAAACAGGAAUUGUCUGCUUGCAUUCUGGCCAUCGCUCUGCUCGUUUUACUCCAUGUUUACUUCAAUCUCCAAAAUGGUCGAACUUGGGACCUCCCAAUCAGUCCCAAUUCCCUCGUAUCAGUUUUAAUUGUGAUCAUCAAAGCCUCCUUGACCGUCCCGUUGUGCGGAGGAACGGCACAGUUGAAAUGGCUUCUUUUCAGUAGAAGAGAUCUUCAAUUUUCAGAAAUCGCACAUUUAGAUGAUGCUAGUCGUGGUGAGGUGAUUUCAAUGGUUAACUUGGCCCGUUAUCGCCACAAGGGGUAGGCUCUCCAUUCUCCUUUUCUGCAAUCCCAAUGAACGUCUCUAACAUAAAUUGACUAGGGCGAUGAGUAUGGCCUUGAUAGGUUCAUUAGUUAUAUGUCUGUCGUAUCUCACUGGGCCUGCAACCCAGCAAGCGAUUCAAUUGGUACCCAUGACUUUGGAAACACGACUGCAAUUGCUACGGUUCCAACAUGCGCCACGAAUUACACAGAUCAUACCCUCUUCAAGGACGUGAAUGGCAAAGCUGCGGGUGCCUUGUAUGAGGUCCCUCUGGCUACAAAGCGUGCAAUGGCAGUCGGGCUAAUCCAGUCGCAAACUGGCAAGACUGUUCAGCCCAUAUGUUCAACGGGGAACUGCACAUUUCCGUCGUAUCAGUCACUUGGUUUCUGUAGCAAAUGCGCGAGUAUCACCGAUCAGAUGGCCAAGGUACUCAAGGAUCCACCUGCGGAUCCUAAAUCAUGGCCUUAUUCCCCAUAUGAAUACAAGUUGCCUAAUAAUCUCGUACUUUCUGCGGACCCCUCAGUACCAAUCAACGCAACUGCAAAGAACUCAGGACCGGUUCAUCCCGUGUUUGCGAAUAUAUUAAAGUCUGUUCUUGAUUUUACCGCAAUCGAGUUCCAUACAGAAGGCAAAAAUGCUUCUGCCAUCGAAUGCAUGUUGUUUUAUUGCGUUAAAUCAUACGAAAGCGCCACAUACAAAGAGGUUUCAGGCAAGCCACCGGUAACAUCCGAAGCUGCUUUGCCGAUGGGAUAUGCAACUACAAAAAGUUCUAUUAAUGGUAUUUCCUUUACCUUAAUACCUGAUUUGUGAUAUGCUGAAAGCCACACUUUCGAGCGAAAUCAUUCUCUUCCUGGAGGACUCACUUCCUGCAGAUACGACAUCCCGGUUGAAACCCAAUAUAUUCUUCCUGGGAGACUUUCUGAAAUAGUCGAAGAACACUUCCUAUUCCAAAGUCCGCAUGAUAAUGUUGAGGAAGCUUUUGCAUCUCUUGCAAUAUCUCUCACCAACAAUAUCAGAAGCGAGAAAGGCAUUUGCAUUGGGAGUGUUGAAGGGAAAGCGUAUUCGACUAUUACAGUAAUUGCUGUAGAUAGGACAUUCUUGCUACAUAUCACGUUUUUUGUUACCGCAACCUUUAUUUUCCUUGUGGUGGUAAUGUGGACUAGCCGACAUUACCACAUCUGGAAAAGCUCGUCACUUCCCUUACUCUAUGCUGCUAUGGGCCAUGGGUCUCCUACGGAACGGGAUUCCUCGGUUCUAUCCGGGCUAAGGCUCAAAGAAAUGAAGAGAGAUUCCAAGAGUGUCAAGGUCAGAUUAGACGUGACCGACAGAAUAAGAAUUCGAAGAGUUUAG
Hymenoscyphus albidus is the source of this 1755-nucleotide messenger RNA. The record is from the annotation of a GenBank genome assembly. NCBI's taxonomy places the organism in Eukaryota, Fungi, Ascomycota, Leotiomycetes, Helotiales, Helotiaceae.